GUUCACGAACGAGCUCACACCGGGGAGAAGCCAUUCAAAUGUUCAUUUGAAGAUUGUGACAAAGCGUUUGCCACUGGAUAUGGUCUCAAGAGCCAUACGCGAACCCAUACUGGAGAAAAACCUUACAAGUGCGUGCAUGACGAUUGCCAUAAAGCCUUCAAAACAUCCGGGGACUUACAGAAACACAUUAGAACACACACAGGUGAACGCCCAUUCAAGUGUCCGUACGAAGGGUGUGGUCGUGCCUUUACAACGUCUAACAUACGCAAGGUCCAUAUACGUACCCAUACUGGGGAACGUCCCUAUAUCUGUGAGGCGAUGGGUUGUGGACGAGCAUUUGCCAGCGCUACCAACUUUAAGAAUCAUUCUCGCAUACAUACAGGUGAACGUCCAUAUAUCUGUCAAGUACAUGGCUGUAACAAGAGAUUCACUGAGUAUUCCAGUCUAUACAAGCACCACGUGGUCCACACCCACAACAAACCGUACACAUGUAAUAUAUGUAAUAAGACUUAUAGGCAAACAUCUACACUGGCCAACCAUAAACGUACUGCUCACGGAGAAAUAGAUG
Messenger RNA from Exaiptasia diaphana, 568 nucleotides. Its product is annotated as zinc finger protein 76. Gene Ontology annotation, cellular component: nucleus. The annotation marks the transcript as partial. The record is from RefSeq and is a predicted model, not a curated record. Gene Ontology annotation, molecular function: RNA polymerase II cis-regulatory region sequence-specific DNA binding; DNA-binding transcription factor activity, RNA polymerase II-specific. NCBI's taxonomy places the organism in Eukaryota, Metazoa, Cnidaria, Anthozoa, Actiniaria, Aiptasiidae. Gene Ontology annotation, biological process: regulation of transcription by RNA polymerase II; central nervous system development. The transcript is spliced from 3 exons.